Messenger RNA from Sycon ciliatum, 2988 nucleotides. Its product is annotated as serine-rich adhesin for platelets-like. The transcript is spliced from 15 exons. Lineage: Eukaryota; Metazoa; Porifera; Calcarea; Leucosolenida; Sycettidae. The coding region runs from base 163 to 2988 and encodes 941 amino acids. The record is from RefSeq and is a predicted model, not a curated record.
UGUCAGAAGAAGUAACAGUUGUGACUUUCUUGAACAGAUCACAAUGAAUCAUAAGUAUUAGUAGAGAAAAGGGAGGAAGUAGUUGCAACACAACACCUACAGAAUGAUCAGUCCGUUGAGUACAGCAGGUUUGGUCUUGUAACCGAUUUCGGUACUGCCAAAAUGCCUACGAACCCGUCCAGUGCAGCUGGCGAUGUGCCAGGUCGUGGGAAGAGACAAGUUGCUAACUCGCCAAUGGCUGCAGGUGUGCUAGCUUUUGAGAACCGGACGGAUAACACGGGUCGUAACAGUUCAUCCGAUGGCACUACCGGCCAGCUCUCUGUUGGAGUGAUCAGCGCUCACAAUCUGACUGCAAUGGAUGUGGGCGGUGCGUCCGACCCCUACUGUGUUGUACGUGUGGGCAAGUCCACCAAGCAGACAUCCAUCAGCCUGAACACGCUGCAACCGGAGUGGAAAGAAGUGCUCACGUUCAAAGUUGUCCUGCCUACAUUUGACCAGUCACUGUUGCGCGAGGAUUACUAUGUGACCAUAGAGAUUUGGGACCAUGACAAACUGAACCAGGAUGACUUCUUGGGUGCCUCGAUGCUGCCACUGGCAUUUCUGACGGAGAAGCCGACUACUUGCCUGUUACCGCUUGGCAGGAUAUCACCCAGUCAGAAAGUCUCUGGAGAAAUCCUUGUAACACUCUCUCUCAAGUCAUCCUCUCCCGGCGUGUUUGAACGAUGCGAUGCGAACCAUGAGCUGUAUGAAGCGUGUUUGCAGCGUAACUUCCAUCUUGAUAUUUCAUCUGGAAUGGAUAUCAUCCAGUUGCCUGGUCCAUCUGAACGUGUGGAGAUGGUCUUGAAUGAUAUCUUAGUGGAGAUUAGUGGUUGGAGAUCAGUUGCUCAAGUCUACCUGACAGACUACAGGUUGGUGUUGAUUUGCCAUAAAGACAAGCAACGCUUGCUGGAGACUGGCACUGAUUUGUCAAUGUGGGUUGCCCUUAGUAACAUUGUCAUGGUGGAACGUAGUGAAUCAGAUCAGGUUGUGCGUCGUUCCCUAUCUAAGUCCCGGCCCGCAACAUCGCAUAUCGACGACUCACCAUCAUCACUCUUGAUCAUGUGUUCAGAUUUCAGAACCAUUCGAUUGACGUUUGUCACCGUUUCCAGCUUGUCUGCUGACGAAGAUGACGAAGCAUCUCAAUCCUCCAUCUGGUACGACACGUCUGCUGCCGCUGCCAGCGCUGGCGGUGGUGCUGGUACUGGAACUGGUGAGCCAGAUGAUGCAUCAUCCACAUCCAGUGGUACAGCUGCUACAGCUUCUGACGCUGGUCUAAACAAAAAGACAACACCAGCAACAGCAAGCGUAGCUGCCACCUCCGGUAGUUCCUCCGGUUUCAUUCUCCACAGUGGCAGCGCCACUAGCGUGGAUGCUGCUGACAAACCUAACACACCCGCCACUAGCGUGGAUGCUGCUGACAAACCUAACACAUCCACACCCGCGGCCACGUCAUCGCCGUUGGCGGCCACAUCAGCUGUGGCGUCUUUCAAGCGCACCACGUCCGCUUCAGCAUCCGCCUUUGCCGGCCGACUAAAGCAAGGCUUCCGUCGCAACAACUCCACGCAGCCAGCCCAGCCCACUGCCACGUUUGCCACCACCAUGCCUGGCGUAGGCGAAGAUGAGAUCACAGCAACACGAGGCGCUAGAAGCAGCACGUUCGCUAGUAUUGAUAGCACCACUGGUGUAAUGAAGGACAGCGGUAAUGCUGCUGCUGCAAGGAACAAACCAGCGCGACCGGAGCAACCAGCGCAUAUAAACACGCCGUCCGCAGUCAAUGCCGUCAGUGGCAUGGCUACUAACCAGCCGCCGCCGUCAUCGCAUGCUAGCCUAGCUGUGACCACGUCUUCUCCGUCAGCUUGUCCAGCCUCGUCGUCCUCGCCUGGCACUGAGGAUACAGCUGGCGGUGGAGCCACGACUAGCUCCACUGCUAACAGUGGUGCUACUGGUGGUGACGUCAUCAUGACAUCAUCGCCGUCUAGCCAGGCAGGUGUAGCAGAUGCUGGUGAUGAUGCUAGAGAUGAUGUGGCUCCACUAGGUCAGGGUGUGGUGGUGACACAGAGUAGAUCAACAACACAACGAGGACCACGCCCAGCAGCACAGCGCACACCAUCGUCGUCGUCAUUGUCAUCAUCAUCGCGCAGGACGAAACGAACCAGCACUCCCCUGGGUCCGGCGUCCGGUAAGGGUCUGGCUAUGACGCUAUCCAGCACAUCAUCGCACAGUCAAGAGGACGAAGAGAAUGUCCUACAGUCCAUACGCAGCAGUAUCUACCUCUCUCCCGGACCGGGUGUCUUCACAGCCGAUACGCUGUCGUCAGACUCGGUUAGUCCGCCAUCGUACACCGUUCGCGUGCAGGACAAUGGCAAAGAGUAUCGUGCCACCACGCAGCCAGCACACGCAGCAUCCUCAUCGACCUCAUCCACAGAUGGUGAGAAUGCCAGCAAUGCGCCAAGCUUUGUCUCCAGUGCCAGCGGAGCUCUUGGCAAUCUAGCGGAAAGUACGGGUCAAGCGUUACGCGGUUACGUGGAUAAGAGUCUGCACUACUUGUCGCGAGAGCAGAUCACCUGUGUGCUGUAUUCGAUGCUGUGGAAAUCUGGAAUUGCGGACUUGACCAGUUCUCAGCAUCAGGCUCAUCGUCCUGUAGUGUCGUUACAACAACGUUUGGAGUUUGUUAUCAACAACGCGGCAGAUUGUCCACCAAGCAAGCUGUUUGUACGGCAAUGCCCCAGGGGUAUGGCUUUGGACGGCUGGUCAGUAUUCGACAUGAAAGCAGAGAUGGCAAGAUUGAAUGUAUCUGAUAGAUGGCGCUGUGUGCGGAACACAGAUAUAUGUGCUACUUAUCCGGACUAUCUGUAUGUUCCCAGUGCCAUAUCGGUAAGGACCAACAGUGUUCACAUGUCGUAUGUUUGGCUCAGGACGCCUACCAGUGUUGUGUUGGUACAAUGCUAA